AUGAUGUCGCGAGGAGUAAAAUAUCAGCUGCUGGAUGACGACGAUCAUGUGUACGGAGAGGGUCCAGAGCUGGUGGCAGUUCGAGUGCCGAUCAAUGGCAUGACCUGCCAGUCCUGCGUGCGGAGCAUAGAGGGUUCCGUACGAGAGCUGCCUGGUAUACGAGACGUGAAGGUGGAGUUAACAGAACACGCAGGGUACUUUAAGUUUGACCCUAGCCAGUGUUCUGUGGAAGCUAUCCGCUCCCAUAUAGAAGAUAUGGGAUUCGAAGUGCCGACAGAUAGCCGUGACGACGAAACGAGAAAUCUCCUCCCACGUGAAAUACCAACGGACCUCUUAAUCGACAUGGCGGGGACCAGUGAGAGUACAACCCUAAUAUCUGUCAUUGGAAUGACUUGUCAAUCUUGUGUUAAUACUAUAGAAGGUAGUCUCAAAGAAAUGCCAGGUGUAAUACAUUCGAAUGUCAGUCUGUCUGACAACACAGCGCUAGUCAAGUUCUCACCGAACGCCGUAACUCCUAAACAAAUAGCCGACGCAAUAUACUCUAUGGGUUUUGAUGUUAACAUUAUAAGUGUUGAUGGGAAAGAACAAACAGAAAUAAAACAAAGCAAUAGUGAAGAAGGUUCAGGAGAUACAGUUAAAAUAUCACCGGCGAAAAGUAGAAGUCAACAAAAUGGCACAAUCUCACCCACUACAGAGAUAUCCCGGUGUACGUUGGAAGUCCGCGGGAUGACGUGCGCGUCGUGUGUGGCCGCCAUUGAGAAGCAUUGUGCCAAGUUAAAUGGUGUUCAUUCGAUAGUGAUAGCGUUAUUGGCAGCUAAAGCGGAAGUUAGAUACGAGCCAUCGAAAAUAUCGGCCAUUGCGGUGGCAGAGUCCAUCUCGGAAUUGGGGUUUCCCGCGGAAUUGAUCAGCGACAGUGGUGCCCCCCGGGAUUUGACUGUGUUGAUAAAGGGCAUGACGUGCGCGUCGUGCGUGAACAAGAUAGAGAAGUCAGUACUUAAGCUGGGCGGCGUCGUGUCCUGCUCCGUCGCCCUCACCACCUCCAAGGGCAAAGUGAAGUACGAUCCGGAGAUAGUGGGCGUGAGGAGGAUCUGCGACACCAUCAACGCGCUCGGCUUCGAGGCGACGGUCGUCAGUUCGAAUACCAGAGGCACUAGUAAUUAUUUAGAACACAAGGAGGAAAUAAGAAAGUGGCGCGGCGCGUUCCUCAUAUCUCUCAUCUUCGGCGCGCCGUGCAUGGCCGCCAUGACGUACUUCAUGGUGGCCAUGAAGUGGCACUCGCACCGCGACAUGUGCUGCGUGCUGCCCGGCCUCAGCCUGGAGAACCUCAUCCUGUGGCUGCUGGCCACCCCCGUGCAGUUCAUAGGCGGCUGGCACUUCUACAAGCAAGCCUAUAAAGCUCUCAAACAUGGCACCUCGAAUAUGGACGUGCUCAUAUCUAUGACCACUACAAUAAGUUAUGCAUAUUCACUAGCCGUAGUUAUAGCGGCCAUGGUGAUGGAGAAGGACACGAGUCCGCUAACGUUCUUCGACACACCCCCCAUGCUACUCGUGUUCGUGUCUUUGGGGCGGUGGUUGGAACACAUUGCUAAGGGAAAAACUUCAGAAGCUCUGUCGAAGCUGCUAUCCCUGAAACCGACGGAAGCCGUGCUGGUGACCCUCGACCCUGAGGGUCGGGAGGUGGGCGAGAAGAGCAUCCCGGUAGACUUGGUGGAGCGAGGUGAUGUUCUGAAGGUAGUUCCCGGUGCGAAAAUACCAGUGGAUGGGAAAGUGAUCUCCGGGCAAAGUACGUGCGACGAGUCCCUGAUCACCGGCGAGUCCAUGCCCGUCACCAAGAGCAAAGACUCGCUGGUGAUCGGCGGCAGCAUCAACCAGCACGGCGCGCUGGUGAUGCGCGCCACGCACACGGGCGAGGCCAGCACGCUGGCGCAGAUCGUGCGCCUCGUGGAGGACGCGCAGAGCGGGAAAGCCCCGGUGCAGCGCCUCGCAGACACUGUCGCCGGAUAUUUCGUGCCAAUAGUGGUGUUCCUGUCUGCCUUGACGCUGGUAUGUUGGGUCAUUAGCGGAGCGUUGAAGAUUCAAAGGAUAAAAGACAUUACACCAGAGAUCUACCGCGACGCCGGCUUCUCCGACUGGGAGCUGAUCUUCCAGACGGCGUUCCACUUCUCCCUGUCGGUGCUGGCCAUCGCGUGCCCCUGCGCGCUGGGGCUGGCCACGCCCACCGCCGUCAUGGUGGCCUCGGGCGUCGGCGCCAACAUGGGGCUGCUCAUCAAGGGGGCCGAGCCCUUGGAGAACGCUCAUAAGGUGAAGACAGUGGUGUUCGACAAGACGGGCACCAUCACGCAGGGCAGCACGUCGGUGGCGCGCGUGUCGCUGCUGACGGGCGAGCCCUCCUCCCUGCCGGAGGUACUCGCCUGCAUAUUGUCUGCGGAACUCAACUCUGAACACCCUGUAGCCUCUGCAAUAGUCCGGUGGUGCAGCAGCGUGGUGGGCGGCGCGCGCGCCUCGUGCAGCGGGUUCGCGGCGGCGCCGGGCUGCGGCCUGCGCGCGCGCGUCACGCUGCGCGGGGCGGUGCCCGUCUCGCCGCAGGUGAAGGCCGCGCUUGCCGCCGCCAGGGAAGGCAGCACGGUGCAGCUGGCGGGCGUGCCGCUGGAGGCGCUGGCGGCGGCCGGCGACGCGGCGCUGGGCUCGGCGCAGGCGGCGGCGCGCCUGCGGGCGGCGGCGCGCCUGCACGACGACGAGGUGAGGGGUCGCUGUCAACCGCCAUACUUUUAUGAGGUGGAACAGCUGGUGCUGAUAGGGAACCGGGAGUGGAUGGCGCGCAACGGCGUGUCGGUGCCGCGCCGCGUGCUGCAGGCGCUGGCGCGGGACGAGGAGCUCGGCCGCACCGCCGUGCUCGCCGCCAUCGACGAUCAACUCGUCUGUACAAUAGGCGUGGCGGACGAAGUGAAGCCAGAAGCGCACCUCGCGGUGUACUGCUUGAAGAAAAUGGGGCUGGAGGUGUGUCUGUUGACGGGCGACAACAGGAAGACUGCGGUGGCUAUCGCUAGACAGGUGGGGAUCAACAAAGUGUACGCCGAAGUGCUUCCAUCGCAUAAAGUAGCUAAAAUACAAAAAUUACAGGAAAAAGGACAAAAAGUUGCCAUGGUAGGUGAUGGAGUGAACGACUCGCCGGCGCUGGCGCAGGCCGACGUGGGCAUCGCCAUCGCCAGCGGCACCGACGUGGCGGUGGAGGCUGCUGACCUGGUUCUCAUGAGGAAUGAUCUAUUAGACGUAGUGGCGUGUCUAGAACUUUCUAGGACAACGGUGAGACGAAUCAGACUGAAUUUCAUAUUUGCAUCUGUAUAUAAUCUGUUGGGGAUUCCCCUCGCGAGUGGCGCCUUCGCUUUGUACGGAUUACAAUUACAGCCAUGGAUGGCGUCGGCCGCGAUGGCGAUGAGCUCCGUAUCGGUGGUGUGCUCCAGUUUGUUGCUCAAAACAUUUAAGAAAAAAACUCCCGACCAGCUCCGGACAGCUGAAUAUCUCCAAUCCACUCGCAUUGAGGAGUUAGACUCCGUAUCAGUGCACCGAGGGUUGGAUGAGAAGGUGGAUCUUGGUGAUCGUUCACCGCUUGCCAAAUUAUUCCAUCGCAGCAAAUCUGUCAACGGCUGUUUAUUGCAAGACGAGGACGACAUGCUCACCGUCUCUUUCAUACCGAAGCGACCGACGCGAGAGUCGCCAAGCUUGAACGGU
Messenger RNA from Brenthis ino (lesser marbled fritillary), 3729 nucleotides. Lineage: Eukaryota; Metazoa; Arthropoda; Insecta; Lepidoptera; Nymphalidae. The record is from the annotation of a GenBank genome assembly.